Xyrauchen texanus (razorback sucker) is the source of this 3313-nucleotide messenger RNA. It is a transcript of the gene gucy2ca, whose product is annotated as guanylate cyclase 2Ca. The record is from RefSeq and is a predicted model, not a curated record. Gene Ontology annotation, molecular function: guanylate cyclase activity; ATP binding; peptide receptor activity. Gene Ontology annotation, biological process: cGMP biosynthetic process; protein phosphorylation; intracellular signal transduction. The coding region runs from base 113 to 3313 and encodes 1066 amino acids. NCBI's taxonomy places the organism in Eukaryota, Metazoa, Chordata, Actinopteri, Cypriniformes, Catostomidae. The transcript is spliced from 27 exons.
UAAAAGAGGACAUGAUGUCUGUUUAGAGGCUUCAUGGGACGUGUGGAAUUAAGCGGGUGGACUUCAGGAAUUACAUUUACCGAGCUGUGAUUCACUGUAGACGGAGAACGUGAUGUUGGGUUUGUUGUGGCUCUGCUUCGCGUCUGUGUUCUGGGUCUCUGGAUUUGACAUUUUAUCCUGUAGAAACUCGUCAGUCACAAUGAAUGUGGUUCUGCUGGAGGAUGAAGGUUCGCCCUGGAGUCUGAAGUUUGUACAAAAUGUGGUCGAUAAAGCUGUCGAUGAGGAAAACCACAAGAACAAGGUUGCAGGGUUGGACUUCGUGAUCAAGGUGCUGUUCAGUGGUUUUAACACGACCCUGUACCGGCGCAGAGGUUGCAGCAGCAGUACUUGUGAAGCCGUGGAGAUCCUCAAAUCCCUGCAUAACAACAGUGAGGUCGGCUGUGUCAUGCUGGGCCCGUCCUGCACAUACGCAACUUUCCAACUGGUCGAUCAAGAAAUUGGUUUGACUUUAACUAUCCCGAUCAUCUCAGCUGGUAGUUUUGGUCUGUCGUGUGACUAUAAAGAGAAACUCACCCGUCUGUUGCCUCCUGCACGCAAAAUUGCCGACUUCUUCGUCCAUUUCUGGAACGAGGACAUUUUUCAUCUGAAACCGGAGUGGAAAACAGCAUAUAUCUAUAAAAAACCCAACAACACAGAGGAAUGCUUCUGGUAUAUAAACGCUCUGGAGGCGCCGUCCGCUCUGUUCUCAUCCAAUGUCUCCAGAGAGAUGCUGAGGAGCCAAGGGGAGCUGACAGCAGCCCUCAGAAACCCUGAUCGCCAUAGCAACAUUUUUGUUGUGUGUGGAACUCCAGAUGAUGUUCAGUUCAUUAAGAACACAAGCAGUGUUCCAGCAGAAGUGCUGUUUGUCCUCAUUGACCUGUACAAUGAGGGAUAUCACAUCAACCAAUCCAGCUUUGAGCACAUGAGGAACGUGCUGGUGGUCACCACACACAACUUCAGGAACUUCUCCAACAACAACUUCUGGAAAAUAAACAGCACGGUGCUGAACGAUUACGUGGUCGGUUACCAUGACGCUGUGCUUCUGUUUGGUCAUGUGAUGAGAAAGAAUCUACUAGCCAUUAAGUCGUCCGACGAGACCAGCGGCAUCAUCGAAAACCCCUUCAGAAACAUGUCGUUUGAAGGGGUUGGUGGACACUAUGAAUUAGAUGCUAGCGGUGACAGAGAUCUCAAUUUGUCGGUAGUUUACACGACUAGUACAAACCAGUAUAAGACGCUGUUUGUGUUCGACACGUCCAGUAACAAAACGAAGCAGAAUCACUCGAACCCUGACCUGCCGUGGGCCGGAUCCCGUCUGCCCAACGACAAACCCGCUCACGCAUUAGAGGUUCAGAACAUCAUCAUGAUCGUUCUCGGCCUCAGUGUUGUCAUGGCGACUGCGAUUGCUUUUAUCUUGUACAGGCAGAACAGACGAGUGCGUUUCAAUCAGAAGAAAUGGUCCCACAUCAAUCCAGCGCUCAUCACACCACUACACGACAAAGCCACAAACUACAUCAGUCUCAGAAUUGAUGAAGAUAAGAAGGGGGACAGCAGCAUGCAGAUACACAAGGGCCGAUAUGACAAAAAGCCGGUCAUCCUGAAGGAGUUGAAGAACACAGAUGGGAAUUUCUCGGAGGAUCAGCGGAUUGAACUCAACGCACUGCUGCGCAUAGAUUACUAUAACCUCACUAAAUUCUACGGGACGGUGAAGUUUGAGUGUGGGGUGUUUGGAGUUUUUGAGUUCUGCGAGCGAGGAUCACUCAGGUAUGUGCUGAACGAUAAGAUCUCGUAUCCGGACGAGAGUUUCAUGGAUCUGGAGUUUAAGAUCUCAGUCAUGUACGACAUUGCAAAGGGAAUGUCGUACCUUCACUCCAGUAACGUCGGCGUUCACGGGAGACUGAAAUCGACAAACUGUGUUGUGGACAAUCGUAUGGUGGUGAAGAUCACGGACUUCGGCUGUAACACGAUCCUGACGCCCGGGAAAGACUUGUGGACGGCGCCCGAGCACAUGCGUGUUCAGGGAAUCUCUCAGAAAGGAGACAUCUACAGUUUCGCCAUCAUCUCUCAGGAGAUCAUCCUCAGAAAGAGUCCGUUUCACACCAGCUGCUGCUCUGAUACUUCAGAGAAACUGUAUCAUGUUCAGAAUCCGAGAGGGCCGAAUGUCUUCAGGCCGGAUCUCAGUUUUGAGUCCGUUGGAGAGACUGAGGCAGAGCUGUUUGUGUUGAUCAAGAGCUGCUGGGAGGAGGAUCCAGAGAAGAGACCGGACUUCAAGAGAAUCGAGGGCACUCUGGGUAAAAUCUUCAGUAACCUCCACAACCAGGCCAACGCCAGCUACAUGGACAACCUGAUCCGCAGACUGCAGAUGUACUCCAGAAACCUGGAACACCUGGUGGAGGAGAGAACGGCGCUGUACAAGGCCGAGAGAGACCGAGCCGACCAACUCAACUGCAUGCUGCUGCCGGGGCCGGUGGUGCGUUCACUAAAGGAAACUGGCCGCGUGGAGCCCGAGCUGUAUAAUGAGGUCACUAUCUACUUCAGUGACAUCGUGUGCUUCACGACUCUCUGUCAUCACAGCACACCGAUGGAGGUGGUGGACAUGCUCAAUGACAUCUACAAGAACUUCGACAGCAUCCUCGACAACCAUGACGUCUACAAGGUGGAGACUAUCGGUGAUGCGUACAUGGUUGCGUCGGGUCUGCCGAGACGCAACGGGAACAGACAUGCGGUGGACGUUUGUCUCAUGGCUCUGGACAUUCUGGAGUUCUUGGGAACGUUUCAGCUCAGACACCUGCCGGGAAUUCCGUUGUGGAUCCGAAUCGGAAUACACUCAGGUCCGUGUGCUGCAGGUGUUGUGGGUAAUAAGAUGCCGAGGUAUUGUCUGUUUGGAGACACAGUCAACACAGCGUCCCGAAUGGAGUCCACAGGCAUGCCUCUGAGGAUUCACGUGAGCGAGUCGACCAUUGAGAUCUUACAGAGAACAGACUGUCAGUUUGAGUGUGAACGCAGAGGAGAAACUUACCUGAAGGGGAAAGGGAAGGAGAUGACGUAUUGGCUAACUGGAGUAACGGGGCGGAAAUACAACCUGCCGACUCCACCGACAGCAGAGAACUUCCAGCGUCUGCAGCAGGAUCUGGCCGACAGAAUCAUCUCUGCGCUCGACAAAAAAGGAAACGAAUGGAGGAAAACACUCUCAACACGGCAGAGACGAACACAGAGACACAGCAGCGAUAACCAGCCUGAAUACCUGCACCUGACUGACCCCAACACACACCUGUAA